This is a messenger RNA of Siniperca chuatsi (mandarin fish), 5469 nucleotides long. RefSeq names its product valyl-tRNA synthetase 2, mitochondrial (gene vars2). Gene Ontology annotation, molecular function: aminoacyl-tRNA deacylase activity; ATP binding; valine-tRNA ligase activity. Lineage: Eukaryota; Metazoa; Chordata; Actinopteri; Centrarchiformes; Sinipercidae. Gene Ontology annotation, biological process: valyl-tRNA aminoacylation. The record is from RefSeq and is a predicted model, not a curated record. Gene Ontology annotation, cellular component: cytosol.
AAAAAAUCUAUAAUUACUACUUUUGCUAAACAAUAGGCCUACACUGCGGUCGAAAACUACUCUCCGCAGGUCAAAAGCCGCACACCACCUGAAGGGGGGGGGGGCAAAACACACCUGUGUCAGAGGGAAAGACUACUUUAGACUAACUCUAUUUCAUAAAUGUUUAUAGGCUACAUUUGAUAAUUUUAGUAUAACAGCUUUGCCUGAUAUUUUUAACAAUAGGGGGUGCUACAUAACACAAAGACUGGGGGACUUGAAUAUUGAAACAAAGUUACAUACAAUCGAAAUAACAGCAGCGGGUAAAUUUUACCCGUUGGCGGUUCUAGUGUUAAGCAAAUAGUUUGGUAACCUACUGUACAAGCUAAUUUAUCAUCUUGAACAUGUGCAGCAAUAUCUUGAUCAUCUUGUCAAUCACUGCUCCAUUAAGUGGAUAUCAGUGGGUUUGAAAAGAUUUGUGGCAAAUAAUAUACCACAUGGCCCAAAGUAUGUAGACACAUGAACAAAGUUUACAAACACCUGAACAUUCCAGCCACAUGUAAUAUUUGAACAUGUGAUUCCAACACCAUUGGCAUUAAUGUGCAGCGAUAGCAGCCUCCACUCCUCUGGUUUCAGACUUUCCAUCCGAUUUUGGAACCUGGCUACAGGGAUUUGCUCCCAUUCAGCCGCAAAAGUAUUGGUGACGUCCAACACUGAUGUUGGGCAAUAAGGCCUGCCAUACAGUCGGCCAGAGUUCAUCCCAAAGCUGUUGGAUGGGGUUGAGGUCGGGGAUUUGUGCAGGCCAAUCAAGUUCUUCCACACCAAACCGAGAAAAAGAUUUCUUUAUGGACCUGUGCAAGGGGGCAGUCAUGUUCAAACAGGAAAGGGCCAAACAACUGUUGGCACAAAGUUGGAAGAACAGAACUGUCUAAAAUUUAAUUUCACAUUAUUGGAACUAAGGUGCAAAGACCAAACCAGAAAAAACAGACCCAGACGAGAAGCACGUGGACGGGGUGUCCACAUAUUUUUUUACUAUAUACACUAACAUGUAUUGUAUACAUGAUUGUUUAUACUGUAAUUACUGUUUUUUCAGUGCCCUCAAUGAAGUGCAUAUUGCAGGUCUGAAUAUAGAUAGAUAUAUAGAUACAAAACAUGUGUUGUCAAACACAAGCACUAACAUCAAAGAAAUAAAGUAUGCCCUUUUAAGCAUGUGCAUGCAUAAGUGUGCAAAUUGCAGUAAGGUGUGCAAAAUGAAUAGAAUUAUGUUACAAAGAUGUAUUGCACUGUGCCAGAAGUUACGAAAAGGUAACUGUAAGUUCAGUUAGCAAGUCCAGUAAAACCUCAGCAGCCUCCCAGUCCACUGAGAGUCUUCAGCUGAAGAGCUUCUCUUCUCAAUCUGCAUGUCGUGACGGGGUGGGAGACGUUGUUCAGGAUGCUAACCAACUUGUACAGCAUCCUCUUCUCCGUCAUCGCCUUCAGAGAGUCCAGCUCAACUUCUCCUCCAAUCACUGACCAGGCCUUCCAAACUAGCUUGUUAGCUUCUCUUGCACUCACGCUACAGCACACGGCAGCAUAAAAGAUAGCGCACACAGCAUCUUGUUGCAGACGUUGAAGCCUCAGAGCCUCCGCAGGAAGUAGAGCCGGGGCGCUGGCCCUUCUUGAACUGUACACUGUGUUCCCAGCCCACUCUAGCCUGUGAUCCAGGCGCAUAUGUUAUGUGCUAUUGAUGUUCUUAUUGCUGCUUUACGUGGUAGUCUGGUUUUCAUACCGGUACCAACAGGAAGACCUGAGUUCAAUACCUAGUGUGUGCCUAGGUCCAGAUCCAUGCCUGAACCUGCUCCAGGGAACCGUAACCUGGCGUCCCAAUCAGAGGAGUUAACGUUACUGUUAAUGCAUAACGUCAUAUUUUGCACAUACCAAAAUAUACAGAUGCUGUAAUGUCAAUAGUAGCGUACUUAGCUAACAUCCUAACGAGCACUGCCAUUUUAGGAGCUUAACGAAGCUUCAUAAGGGAGGCUGAAAGCCGUGUUAUAAUUUCAGGCAGAUAACAUGAACGCUGUCUACAAGUAGCACGGCCACAUUGGUGCUGAAAACAACUGAACGGUGUGUUAUUGAGGAUGUGGAGGUUAGGUCGUGUCCUGAGGCUGACAGGGAGAGGAGCAGCCCGACUCUGUUCCAGCAACCAACCAAAACCUUCAUCCUUCUCUUCAUCUAAGUCAAACUCCUCUUCACGGCCCCAAGCUGAGAAACAGAGGCGUAGACGAGAGAGGGAGAACGCCAUACUGUCAAGUCAACACAGUACUCCUGAAGGUAAAGCAGUGAAAUGGAGUGAGAAGCAGAAGAUAGUGUACACGGCUCAAACACCUCCCGGGACAAAGAAAGACACCAGCUUGCUGUUCCCAUCAUCGUACAGUCCAGAGUAUGUGGAGUCCAGCUGGUAUCAGUGGUGGGAGAAAGAGGGAUUCUUCAGUCCAGAGCAACAUGAGAGGUUAUUUCACACUGUGGAUCAGACCUUCUCUCUGUGUAUCCCUCCACCAAACGUGACUGGUACUCUGCACCUGGGCCAUGCUCUGACUGUAGCUGUAGAAGACUCUCUGGUUCGAUGGAGAAGGAUGCAGGGCUACAGGGUACUGUGGGUCCCUGGAUGUGACCAUGCAGGUAUUGCAACACAGACAGUGGUGGAGAGGAAACUGCUGAGGGAAGAAGGGAAGCGCAGACAGGACUUCACCAGGCAAGAGUUUCUACAGGAGGUGUGGAAAUGGAAGAACGAGAAAGGAGAAGAGAUCUACCACCAGCUGAGGAGGCUCGGAGCUUCUCUGGACUGGAGAAGAGCAUGUUUCACUAUGGAUCCAGGUUUCAGCAGGGCUGUGACCGAGGCCUUUGUCAGGCUGUGUGACUCUGGUCUUAUCUAUCGCUCAGAGCGUUUGGUCAACUGGAGCUGUGCUCUGGAGUCUGCCAUCUCUGACAUAGAGGUUGACUCAAAGGAGCUGUCUGGGCAGACCAUGUUGUUUGUUCCUGGUUAUGAAAAUAAGGUGGAGUUUGGGACAAUGCUUACCUUUGCGUACCCUAUAGAAGGCCAUGAUGGAGAGGUAGCAGUGUCCACCACCCGUCCUGAGACUAUGCUGGGAGAUGUGGCUGUAGCUGUUCACCCUGAUGAUCCUCGAUAUCAGGCUGUUCAUGGAAAGCAGUGCAGACACCCCUUCACCAACAGACUCCUGCCCAUCAUCACUGAUUCAAUGGUGGACAUGGAGCUAGGAACUGGUGCUGUGAAAGUGACUCCUUCCCAUGACCACACUGACUUCCUGCUGUCACAGAGACACUCACUGCCUCACCUCACUGUGAUUGGAGGAGAUGGGACCAUGACGCCCCCCUGUGGACAGUGGCUGGAGGGAGUGAAACGUUUUGAUGCCAGACAGCUUGUUGUGGAUGCCUUGGUUGAGAAGAAGCUGUUCAGAGGAAAGAAGAGUCACGCCAUGACUUUACCCAUCUGCAGCCGCUCAGGAGAUGUCAUUGAACCUCUUCUAAAGAAGCAGUGGUUUGUCUGCUGUGAUGAAAUGGCUAAAAAAGCUAUACAGGCUGUGGAGGACGGACAGCUGGAAAUCAUCCCUCAUUUCUACACCAAGACAUGGAAGAACUGGCUGUCCAACAUCAGCGAUUGGUGCAUUUCUAGACAGCUUUGGUGGGGUCAUCAGAUCCCUGCUUACCAAGUGGAGCUUCCUAAUUCUACUGACAAACAAGAGGAGCAGUGGGUUUGGGGACAGAGCGAGGACGAGGCCCGACAGAGAGCUGCUGUCAAAUAUGGAGUGAAGCCAGAAGCCAUCACUUUGACUCAGGACACUGAUGUCCUGGAUACGUGGUUCUCCUCGGGGCUGUUUCCCUUCGCCAUGCUAGGCUGGCCUGAGCAGACCACUGACCUUCAGCGCUUCUACCCCAAUUCCAUUCUGGAGACAGGCAGUGACCUUAUUUUCUGGGUGGCAAGGAUGGUGAUGCUGGGCACAGAGCUUACCGGAAAGCUGCCCUUUAAACAAGUUCUACUUCACUCUCUGGUGAGAGAUAAACAUGGCAGGAAAAUGAGUAAAUCUCUGGGAAAUGUCAUUGACCCAUUAGAUGUUAUACAUGGAGUCUCUCUGGAGAGACUUCAAGAGAAAGUUAAGGAGGGGAACCUUGACCCCAGGGAGCGUCUGGUUGCCAUGGAAGCACAGAGGAGAGACUUCCCCAAGGGGAUCCCUCAGUGUGGGACUGAUGCUCUGAGAUUCGCCCUUUGCUCUCACAAGAUGCAGGGAGAAGACAUCAAUCUGUCCAUCUCUCAGGUCCUGAGCUGCAGACACUUCUGUAAUAAAAUGUGGCAGACGCUGAGGUUCACACUGGGAGUGCUAGGUGACAACACAACACCAGUGGGAACACUGGAAGAGACGACUCCUCUGAGCAGCAUGGACCGGUGGAUCUGCUCCAGACUCUACAGCACAUUAGUACAGUGUGAGCAGGCCUUUGAAGCCUAUGAGCUGCAUACAGUCACAUCAGCCCUGUACUCCUUCUGGGUCCACAGUCUGUGUGAUGUCUACAUGGAGUAUGUGAAGCCUGUGCUGGUCCAACAGGAUGCGGGGGCAGUGGUCCAGACUAACACAGAGCACAGUGGCAGAGCGAGGCAGGUGGCCCGCAGUGUCCUCUAUCACUGUGUGUCCACAUCUCUGGCCCUGCUCUCCCCCUUCAUGCCCUUCAUUACUGAGGAGCUGUGGCAGAGACUCCAGCCAUUCAGACCUGGAGCUGCUGCCCAGACCAGCCUGUGUUUACAGCGGUACCCCCACUCCUCUCAGCUGAUACACUGGCAUUUCCCUGAAGAGGAAAGAGAUUUUUUGCUGGUCCAGGAAGUGAUCCGAGUGGCCCGCUCACUACGAGCCCAGUGUGGCAUGACCAAAGAAAAACCUGCCAUGUGGGCAGUGUGUUCACCAAGCCAGGCUGAAGUCCUCCUUCACUUUGGGUCAGCUGUUUGGACUUUAAGCCGGCUCUCCACCCUCCAUAUCUACAGUCCUCAUAGAGCAGACAACCCCUUCUCUGUCCACUCCACUCCUCCACCUAAAGGAAGCCUCAUCGGUGUGGUAGACCACACAUGUCAGCUACAUCUUCAUGUUCAGAGUGGAAUGAACAUUGACAAGCAGAUCCUGCAGCUCUCUCAGCGCAGAGACAAGCUUGUUCCAAAGCUGGAGGAAAUCCUCUGCAGAGUCCAAUCUCCAGACUACCUGACCAAGGUUCCUGCUCAUGUCAGGCAGCAGAUGGACAGUAAGAUGUCAGCCUUGCAGCAGGAACUGAGGACCAUUGAGGACCAGCUGAUGGUCCUGCAAGGGACUCAAACAACAGAAUAACUACAGCCAAAGGGCAUUACAGUAACUGUGUGGACUGCUGGAUAUCAGAACUGAUGAAGUUGAUGAAUUAUGUAUAAUGUUGUCUGAGUUGGAGAUCUAUACACUGCUUGAAUGAAGGAGAUGUUGCAUAAUA